UAGUCAAUUGAAGCAGAACUGGAGUUUGGAGGUCGGUUCAAUCAUUUAAAUCCAAUUAUCCAACCUCCCAAUUUUUAAGGAGGGAGAAAAAGAGAGUAAGAAAGAGGGAAAAAUCUAACCCUCCUGAAAUCUCGAAGGGUUGCCUUAGAACAUAGUGAAACAAAGGGAAAAUGCCAACUUUGACGAAACUUUUCAGUAUGCAAGAAACUGCAGAACACAACACCAAGGAGGAUUGUUGGGUAGUCAUCGAUGGCAAAGUUUAUGAUGUUACAUCUUACAUGGAUGAACACCCCGGUGGAGAUGACGUGUUUCUCACUGCAAGUGGGAAAGACGCAAAAGAAGACUUUGAAGACGCUGGACAUAGCCAAGAUGCAAGGGACAUAAUGGAGAAGUAUUUUGUUGGGGAGCUAGACCCAUCUGAUGCAUCUAUUCCAGAACCCGAGCAAGAAAAGGCGGAGACCAUCCAGAAGUUCAAAGAAUUGCCUCUGCAAUACUGGGGAAUUCCUGUUGCUGUUGUUGGCAUCUCCAUUAUAGCUGCCUUCUUUUACUUGCGUAGGAAGUAGAAAAGUCGUAGAAGAAGCAGGGAGGACAUAAAUCAAGCAGAUGGUCUAAGUGACCUUUACAGCAAGUGAAAUGAAGAACAGAGCUUAUCAAUUUUGAUAAAAGAAAAAAGAUUAAUCAGUUGGGAUUUUUGUUUCUUUCAUUAACGGACAAUAGUAAAUCCUGAUAUAGUUUUGGAAGCAUGGCUUUGAUCAGAGCUAGAAGAUUACUCGUUUUUCUUCUGUGAAAGGAGAGCUAGAGAUUAAUCUCUCUUUUUUUUUUUCCCAAAGGAGAGCUAUAGAUUACUCUUAUUACUUUACAGUAGUGGAGAAUCCAUCAUUCAAAUUGAUUGGUUGUAACUUUUGUGAGGUCUCUCUCCUUUUAGUUUACAUAUAAGAGGUUUUCUUA
Molecule: messenger RNA, 948 nt
Organism: Beta vulgaris subsp. vulgaris (sugar beet)
Lineage: Eukaryota; Viridiplantae; Streptophyta; Magnoliopsida; Caryophyllales; Amaranthaceae
Product: cytochrome b5
Exons: 3
Coding region: 171-563 (130 amino acids)
Cellular component (GO): intracellular membrane-bounded organelle; membrane
Molecular function (GO): heme binding
Source: RefSeq, a predicted model, not a curated record